AUGUCCCUCCGCAAUCCUUUUGCAGAGUUGGUCGGCUUGGUUUUGGGCAAGAGCGAUCUGCAGUCAAUCUUUUGCCUCCUCGUUUUCUUCAUCGUAUCCAUCGUCAUUGCCUAUCUCACAAACCCGUCGGAAAACUCUUUUCGCGCGUACCUGACCGAGCAGUCUUUCCGCCACCACCUCAGCCGGCUAGAUGAGAACCUAGACGACGACGAGACAACUGUGCACGAUGCUCGUUUCUCGAAUAUCUACUCUCAUGGCGCCCGUGCUCGUUCCUCGUCCCCAAAUUCCGACAACGGCCCCUUCCAUUUUGCAAACCGUGCAUCGAUAUCGUUGAGGACACCAAAACACGUCUUUCACAGUUUUGCUCUGUUCACCAUCGCUGCUAUGGUCCCAGUCGCAAAGUCGUCGCAAUCCGAUGACCGGGAUGGAUGGUCAAUAUCGGAUUCAUGGUACAUCGGAGCUUUUGGCAAGUGGUGGAGAGGUGGUGUUUGGGAGACUUGGUAUCAGGACCUCAUGACUCGCUCCAAGGACGAAGAAGGCUGGAAUUCAGGCAUCCUUAGCAUAAAAAAUCUUGACAUGUUGCCAGAUUUCCAUGGCGCUACCCUGGGUUCCAAACCGUUUCCUUAUCUUCCGUUGAAGAAUUCGCCUCCCAGGUUACGAAAUCGCGACCGCCCACCAAAAUCUUCCUCGUCACUGCGAAAUGGCUCUCCUCCGCCACUGUCUAAAACCGCAUCGCUGCCACUGCAUGCCACAAAGCGUAUUCCAGUGCCCCAGAGCGAAAAGCCCGUGGAUAUAACAAUCGCUUCACAAGCAGCUCCAUCUUGCCCACCGGUCCAGCCUAUUUCCUCCGAUGCAUCUCGGUUAGCGCCCUCUUCGCGGUCAACAUCUGGCCUCUUCGAACACUCCCCACUCAUCGCAGAAAUUCUCCGCCAAAUAUCCACCUCGCAAACCUCUGUCCAGGAACUCCGCACACAAUUAACGGAAUGUCAGCUCUCUGCUUCUCAAUCUCACGAAAUCCUUCAACACGAACUCGACUCGUGCCGUGAUCGGAAACGUCAAGAAGAUGCAGCGCGAUUAGAGUUAAAGGCGCGCACAAAGACAUUGGAUGAUUCAAAACGGUCUGCGGAGAGUGUGAAACGGGAAGCUGAACGCAAACUCAAGGCUGCGCAGAGUACCCGGGACACCGCUCAGCGACGGAUAGAUUUUUUGGACAAGGAGAUAGCUACUUUGCAUGGGAAGCUCGCAGACGACAAGACGUUUCUCGAGAAAAAGUCUUCCGACGCGUCUCAGCCCGAUGUGGAACUGUCAGAAGCUCUCGAGGCAAAGAAGAAGGAGAUCAAAGCUACGGAAGAUCUUCUGGCUUCUUUAACCCGACGGUCAAGGGAAUUGGAGGAUAAACUUUCUUCGGAACGGGAACGGUUACAGUCGUUGAGGCAGCGAACGGAACAACGCCGACAAGAAUUAUCCCAGCAGGAACAAUAUGUCCUCAAUGACUCUCCGUACUCACCGACAAGUUUCGAAUCUUUAUCCCAGUUGGUCCAACAUCCCAGGUUCGCCCAUCCUUAUCACCCUGUGGACCUCAAGCACAGUCCGGACAUGCAUCAAGAGCAAGGCUACGCCAACAAUCAGCUUCCUUCCCCGGCCCAUACCACCAGCUCUGGUUCCAAGCGCGGCUCGUUCGGAUCUUCAAGCGACGACGCCGAGCACGGACCCCACAACUAUGCUUCCAACGGGUACCCAUACAACUUGGACAUGUACGCCGGUGAAAACGAUUUCUACAGGAACAUCGGGCGCUUUGGCAACAUUUUGACGGAUGGUGGUUCUUCGCAGCGAUCGGUCCAUGCUAACGGAACGAUCGCAGCGCUUACCGACAGCGGCAACAAACGGUCUACUCACGCGUUACACGAAUUUUUACCCUAUGAUGGACCUGUAGCUGUCCAGAACGGGACAUGGCCACUUCACAGCGGUACAGCGGUGGACGAACUCGGUUAUAUCACCAACGACGAUUUCAGGUUGGGAUUGAACAAUAAGAGUCAAGGAGGAAAGAAGGGUUUGAAUCCAGAUGCUAAAGCAUUCAGCCUUGGACGCCAAACCAGCCAGUCUACGACCUCUCUGGGCCUCCCCAUCGUCCCCGUCCCGUACGACGCGCUCAACCCAACCGGCCUCUCCUCCCAAAGCACAACCACUUCAACCAGCUCGUCCCUCCUGCGCGCGUUUGCGCCUUCUCCUGCGGAACGCGAGGCGCUUCAACGUGCCCUUGGAGGCUCCACGAACAACAGCUUCGAGCGGUUGCCGAGUUUGAGUGAUGUCGGGAGUAUACCUUCCUCGCCGGUUCACGUCCACGCUUCUGCCAUCGCGAGUCCCGUCGUUGGCCUCUCGCACACCACCCCGGCUACGGACCCUGUCACCAAGACGCUGCAGUUGCCCUCGUGGUUCCCUCAUUUCCUCCCGCGCAAGUCCAAGUUUAAACCCUGGGACGAUGAGGAACCCGUCACGACGGCACCAGCCACCGCAGCUGGAGGGACAAACACCAAGUAG
Messenger RNA from Coprinopsis cinerea okayama7#130, 2538 nucleotides. RefSeq lists its product as hypothetical. NCBI's taxonomy places the organism in Eukaryota, Fungi, Basidiomycota, Agaricomycetes, Agaricales, Psathyrellaceae. The coding region runs from base 1 to 2538 and encodes 845 amino acids. The transcript is spliced from 3 exons. The record is from RefSeq and is a predicted model, not a curated record.